ACAUAGUUGUCGAACAAAUCAAGCCUAACUAUAGCGAAAGGAAACAAAAUGGCGCUUAAUGACAACCGCAGUGACCACCGGUCUAUGUACCGUGAACCCUCCAAGUUCAUUUUGAAUAUGAAGUAGCAAUGAAAAUAACGACUUUAUUUCGCGUCUUGAUUCCAGGAGUUUUUCUCCUUCACUACCCACAUACAGCAACAUGCAGUAAGUUCUUCUUCAAUUCCACAUCACAGAUGCAAGUACCAUCACCAGUUAUUCCUCUCCGCACUGGGUUUGAUUUCAGCUUUAGAACUUGCAGUGGUGGGGUUUUGCUUGAUCAAAAAGGGCCAAGCAAUGGUUUUGUUCGUCUGGAAGUGGUUCCCACAACAGUGAAUUAUUCUGUUACACCUGUAUUGUUUAUUGCAAGCCAUCUGAAAAUGACAUGGUCAAUAAAUUCAAUACAGGAGUCAGUUACAUUAGGGAAAGACUUGGACCAAAAUAUUAUUUAUAAAGUACAAUUUACUGCUGGCAGUGGAGGGACAAAUUCAACGCUCAGCCUAACUGGAUUGGCAUCAUUUUCUGCAGCUAUUCCAAACAAUAUUUUAGACUUUACAAAUACAGGCCCAUUAUUUGCUGGCUCUCCUGUCUCUGGUGGUGGUACAGGAUUUGUUGGAUGUAUUAUAAGUGGAAGAAAUAUUCCAUUGGUAAAGACCGGCACUUCUAUCAACAUCAGUGAAAACUGUACGCUUGAUUACCAACUGGGAUGCCCAACCAAAGUGUGCCCUGCUGGUUUUACUGGGGAUUACUGUCAGGUCAAUAUCGAUGACUGCCCUAGCGCUCUAUGUCAUCACUACAGUACUUGUAUUGACCUUAUUAGUAACUACAGUUGUAGCUGUGGACCAAGAUGGACUGGCCGACUGUGUGAUAACUUCCUGGGAUCUUUAUGCAACAAGACUAUUAACAAUAACACUGAUGUCUGCAAGAAUGGAGGUCUUUGUUUCGACACUGAUGACAAGAACAACUACACGUGUACUUGUGCUGUGGGUUUCACUGGACGUAACUGUGAACUUGAAUUUGACCCUUGUGAUAGUUCACCAUGUGAGCAAAGUGGAACAUGCUCUAAGCUUGGACUUGAUGAUUUCAGAUGUGAUUGUCCAAAAGGUUUUAAGGGAAAGACAUGUGAUGAAAAUAUAGAUGACUGUUCACCAUCUCCUUGUGGAACAGGCUUUUGUAAUGAUGGAAUCGACACCUUUACUUGUAACUGUACUGGAUCUGGAUACACUGGAGAAAAAUGUAAUGUGGACAUUAAUGAAUGUGAAACUGAAAAACCUUGUCAUCCUAAUGCUACUUGUACUAACUACAAAGGCACAUACCAGUGUAACUGUCAACCAGGAUUUAACGGAAAGAAUUGCUACCAAAAUAUUGAUGACUGUCGAAGCAACCCAUGUCAAAAUGGAGGACGUUGUGUUGAUGAAGUAAGCCGUUAUAGAUGUGAAUGUGUAGUUGGUUUUAAUGGCACCUCGUGUCAACAUAACAUUGAUGACUGUGUGGCCCACACUUGUAACAACUACUCUCGGUGCCAAGAUGGUGUCAAUAAUUACACUUGUGUUUGUAAGCCAGGAUUUGAAGGUGAAAACUGCACAGUUAACAUCAAUGAUUGCAAGAAUAACUCUUGUGUCGCAAAUGCUACUUGCAGAGAUGGUGUCAAUAACUUCACCUGCCAGUGUCCCCUAGGGUACUAUGGAGAGUUCUGUCACUUGGAGAUUGAUGAGUGUCAAUCAAACCCUUGUGAGAACAAUGGAACUUGCAAUGAUUUAAUUGGCAGUUUUAACUGCACCUGUGUAACAGGAUUUAAUGGCACACAGUGUGAGAACAACACUAAUGACUGUCCAUCACAUGGCUGUAACAAUGGAACUUGUGUUGAUGGCAUUAAUAGUUUCACGUGUUACUGUAAUCCGGGGUUCAAUGGUUCAUUCUGUGAGAUAGACAUUGAUGAAUGUGAAGGUCAGUCUUGCAACUGUGGAACAUGUGAUGAUCGUCCUGGGUCAUAUAACUGUAUCUGUGAUCAGUGGACUACAGGCAAAAACUGUGAGAUUGACAUUGAUGAAUGUAACAACAGCAACCGUUGCAAUGAGGACAAGAAUCAAGGUCGUUGCUUUAACUUCGAUGAAUCCAGCUCCACUUGUGCCAGUCGUAAAGGAUUUGAAUGUCUUUGUAGGAAUGGCUUCACAGGCACAAACUGUCAGACUAAUAUCGAUGACUGUAAGCUUAAUGAUCAGCCAUGUCAAAAUGGAGCCACGUGCAUCGAUGGAAAUGUGGACUACACUUGUAACUGCAUGCCUGGUUACACAGGACGGAACUGCACUGUUGACAUUGAUGAGUGUCAGUUUGGAUUCUGUCAGAAUAACGCAACAUGUAAUCACACAAUCAAUAACUACACCUGUCACUGUUUACCAGGCUUCACGGACUUCAACUGUUCAACAAAUAUUAAUGAAUGUGAACCAAACCCUUGUGUAAAUAGUACAAACUGCACAGAUUUGAUUAAUGACUUCAACUGUACUUGUCUGCCAGGAUUCACAGGUAAGAACUGCUCUGUUGAAAUUAAUGAAUGUGACUCCAAUCCAUGUCUGAACAAUGGAACAUGUCUUAACUUGAUAGCUGAUUUCAGCUGUAACUGCACAACAAACUACACCGGCAAGUCCUGUGAGUUCAAGGUAUCUUCCUGCAAUCCUAAUCCUUGCCGCAACAAUGGAACCUGUAUCAAAGAAAACAACAACUUUACUUGUACAUGCGCACCUGGCUUUGGAGGGACACUCUGUGAUAAUAUCACCACAGUUGGAUUCAAUGGCUCUUCGUACAUGAACUUCACCCUUGGAAAACAAAUAUUUGAACUUUCAUUUCAGUUCAGGACAACUCUUCAUCACGGCUUGCUGGCUGCUGAUCCAGGUAACAAAUUCCUUGUGUUUCUUGAUAACGACAAUGUUCAUUUUGCGUACAAUGAAGCACAGAAACUUUCAGCUGGGAAGGCGGCUAAUCUUAGCAACGGCCUCUGGCACACAGUUCACGUCAACAGAUCUGUUGACUCGGUGACCCUCAUGGUGGAUAAUUCAUCCUGCGGCCAAGACUGCAUGGCAUCUUCAUCUCAACAAACACAAGCGUACAUUACAAACCUUCACAUCGGCGGCUCUUCACUUUCUCCAACCUAUGGCCGUAAUAUUCUGCAUAAUUUUACUGGAUGCAUCCAAGAUGUAAUGGUUGACAGGAAGAAAGUAAUCCCUACAGAAGAAGGGGUGCAAUUAUUUAUGACCAGUAUUGGGUGUCCACGCAGUGAGCAGUGUGUGUCCAAUUCCUGUGCAAAUGGCGAGUGUGUUGAUGAAUGGAUCAAGUUCAGCUGUGAAUGUACACGGCCCUGGAUUGGUCCACGGUGUAAUACAAGUUUGACUCCAGCAACGUUUGGUGCGACUGAGCCCUUAAACCUUGUUAGCAGCAGACGGCGUCGUGAUGUUGAGAGCAUGCGUAACGCAAGCCUUGCCAAAUUUGUCACCAAUGGUGCAAUGUUUGGCGCUACUGGGGAGCUAUCAUUCUUCAUCCGAACUCGAGAACUGAGUGGAUUGAUAAUAUUUAUGACAGACAGCAAGAGUAACAACAUCAGUGUUGGUAUUAAUGAAGGUGUCUUAGUUGUCCACACAACUCUAAAUGGGAAGAAUUCCAGUGUUACCAUAAAUGCAACUGUGAGUGACGGUCUGUGGCACUUUGUUGAAAUCCAAGGAAACAUGUCACGCGUUGAUAACCUUAGCUUAGUCACUGAACCUAUUGCAGACAAAGACAUCAAUUUGACUGUAACCUACAUUGGAGGACUUGAUGACUUCCCUCUUUACCCUGAUGUCAAUCUCAUAAGAACUCCAUUUCGCGGCUGUUUGCAGGACACCCGACUCAACAACAAACUGUUUGAUUUUGGGAUGAAUAAUGGUUCGUUGAUUUCUAUUGAGCGUUACAUGUUAGUCGCUCAAGGCGGUUUGGGCGCGGGUUGUAAGGGUAUGAACGUGUGUCGAUUGGCACCAUGUGGUGAAGGAGGCUACUGUAAAGACUUGUGGAACAAGUACGAGUGCGACUGUAAACCGCGCUAUGGUGGCGCGGACUGUGCACUGUAUGGCUGUUCGCUGGUCAACCUGUGUCCUCACAAUACCACCUGCUUAGAUGUCGGCGAAAACUAUGAAUGUAUACAGCCUAUUACUUUCAAUGGCAGUGUAAGCAGUGCAAAUUUCACUUUCGUCUCAAAGGUCAAUGUCAGCAUAGAUAUGUCUCUAAGAGUGCGAACGAGGCAGUCCUCAACUGAGUUGAUUGAAGUUCGUUCAGAUUCCAGCAGAUUCCUUAAGAUGGAGCUCACUAAUGGACAAGUGAACAUAACCUUUGCUUUGGAAGGAGAAAGUGGGUUUAUAUUGUCAGAUGAUCGAGUCAAAGUUAAUGAUGGCAAGUGGCACAGCGUCGUGUUCAACAUCACAGGCAAUCAGAGUUAUGUGACUGUAGACGGUUCCAGUACAUUUAAUUCAUCCAGACCUUCUAACGGAGGAAUAACAAGUUUAUUACUCGACACUCCAGUUGUGGUGGGCGGGUCAGUGUUUAAAGGAUGCUUAGAUAGCGUGCGCAUUGGUGGCCUGCUACUUCCGUUUGUUGAUUAUUAUAACAACACAUUAAAUGUUAGUCACGUGACUCCUUUAAAACCUCACUUCAAUGUCACCACCACAGGCUUGCAGUCUGGUUGCCAUGGUGAUGAUGUUUGCGGUCCAAAACCCUGUGAGCGGGGUUUGUGCAGUGAUAUUUGGAACCAAUUCACUUGCACAUGCCCAGAAGGAUGGGCGGGGCUUAUUUGUACCCUGAGAGCCAACAUGACAUGCGCACAUUCGCCUUGCGUCAAUGGCUCGUGCUACAAUGCGACAGAUGUUGACAUGGCAACCAACCAGAGCCAAGUUAGUGACGUAGGAUUUGACAUGUUUCGCUGUAAUUGUACUCCGGGAUUUGAAGGAAAGCGGUGCGAGAACGCCACAGACGAAUGUGUCCCUAAUCCAUGUCAAAAUGGCGCCAACUGCACUGACUUAUAUCUUAACUAUACCUGUACAUGCGUCAGCGGCUACACUGGAAGGAACUGUGAAAUAAACAUUGACGACUGUGCCAGUAGCAACUGUACUAACAAUUCUACUUGUAAUGAUGGAAUCGACUCGUAUAAUUGUUCAUGCCUGGAAGGUUUUAAUGGAACUUUCUGUGAACUAGAUAUUGAUGAAUGUGAUGUUAUGAAGCCACACGGACCUUGCAAUGCGACAGGAACAGUGAAUUGUUCCAACACAGUCGGUGGCUUUGACUGCAAUUGUAAACAAGGAUAUUUCGGUGAGUUUUGUGAGUAUGACCCUACACAGUCUUGUGAGAAAAAAGUUCCGUUUCCGUGUCGUAAUGGGGGAAAUUGUUCAGAUAAUGAGACAGGUUUCUUCUGUUCAUGUCCAGAGGGUUACAAUGGCACAUUUUGUGAGUUUGAUAUACGUGAAUGUGACGCUGAGCCGUGUCUGAAUAAUGGAACAUGCAUUGACAGCCACGCUAUCUCCUCUAGAACUUAUUUCCCAGGCUAUAAGUGUAACUGCACGGUUGAUUAUACAGGGGAUCAAUGCGAAAAGGAAAUCAACCUGUGCGAUGGCGAACCUUGUAAAAACAAUGCAACGUGCAAGAGAUUAGCGUACAACGAGUACCAAUGUAAUUGUACAGCCGAGUACAAAGGAGAAAACUGUACAAUCUUCCAGCCAUGUUACAGCAGGCCCUGCAAGAAUGGAGCUACAUGUCACGAAACUUACGAACCUGUUAGUAACUACACCUGCACAUGCGCACUAGGAUUUUACGGCAGGGACUGCGAAAACAUUACAGACUACUGUUCACCAGACCCCUGCAGGAACAACGCGACUUGUGUGAACUUGAACACGCAAGGGAAGUAUUUCUGCAACUGCACAGAAGGGUUUGGUAAUGUGAAUUGUAGUGGGCUGUUGAAGCAUUGCAGACCCGAUCCAUGCGUUAAUGGAACGUGUAUUCCAUUAAUGCACACUUAUCAAUGCCAGUGUGUUCCAGGUUAUACCGGAAACACUUGCGAGGAAUCCAUAAACAAAUGCCAACCGAAUCCCUGUCAACACGAUGGCCAGUGUUCACAAUCUUCGAAUUCAGUUAGCUGUGCUUGUACAACUGGUUGGAUCGGCAAAACGUGCCAGUUUGAAGAUCCUUGCAUAAACAGUCAGUGUGAGAACGGUGCUACUUGUGAAAUCAUCGAACAGUUUGGGAACUUCUCUUGUGUUUGUCCUGAGUACUUCACUGGAGAGGUGUGUGAAACGUCUCUUGAACCAACUGAUCCUGGAGAAAGGACCAGUGGUACUCCAGCGAUUCUCAUUGGUGGAAUAGUAGCAGCAUGUGUGCUCGCCUUAUUGCUUUUGAUUCUGCUGCUGGUGGUAGUAAGGAAGCGAGCGGGUAAUGGUACAUACAGCCCCAGUAAGGAAGAAGUAGAAGCUGGACGAGUUGAGAUGGAUUCCGUGUUGAAACCUCCUCCACAAGAAAGACUCAUAUGAUCUCACUCACGGGCAUUCAUCUCUGGGAGACCUGCCAGCAUUUCGCGGCGUUCUCUGGUGCAACGUUCUCCCUGUGAAAUAUUUUCCCCGUGCGUGAUAAGGGGUGGACCAUUUGACUUUUAAGGGUGGGGGGG
This is a messenger RNA of Orbicella faveolata, 6706 nucleotides long. RefSeq lists its product as uncharacterized. The record is from RefSeq and is a predicted model, not a curated record. NCBI's taxonomy places the organism in Eukaryota, Metazoa, Cnidaria, Anthozoa, Scleractinia, Merulinidae. Gene Ontology annotation, molecular function: calcium ion binding.